UGACUCCGCCCUUAGUAAAGGAAGUAGUUAGCUAUCUAGCUAGCUAGAUAUUAGAUAUUAGAAGUUUUGUUUUUGAGGAGCGGAAUAAAACAACAGACCCGGAUUUAACAUUUAACAUAUUUCCUUUAAACCUUUGCUAAAGAUUUGUUAGUAUUUUAGACGUAUCGGAUAUUAUAUAACGCGAAUUAAGCAUUUGUUUAUGUUAGCCUAGCAUCUAUGCUAGCUGCCUGCAAAAGGUGUUGAAUGGCAGGCUAGUCAGCAUCAUGGGCAUGAUGACAGCUGAUAAUCCCUAAGAGACAGUAAAAAUGUCCAUUUCUGCUUUAUAAUCUGUUCGAGAUGAAAGAUAUUUAAAAGUCCAGGCAGAAAGUGUGUAGUCAGCUAGUUAGUUUGUUGGUUAGCUUUAGCGAGUUAGCCAGGAUUAGUGUUUGUGUUCAGACUGGAUGUCAUGGUUUAUACCUGGAACCAUGUCCUGUAAAUCUAAAGUAGCUCCCAGUGUGGAUUUUGACCACAGCUGCUCAGACAGUGUGGAAUAUCUCACUCUUAACUUCGGGCCGUUUGAGACAGUGCACCGAUGGAGGAGGCUUCCACCCUGUGAUGAGUUUGUAGGUGCAAGGCGCAGCAAACACACAGUUGUUGCCUACAGGGACGCUAUCUACGUGUUUGGAGGAGAUAAUGGGAAGAACAUGCUUAAUGACCUGCUACGCUUCGACGUGAAGGACUGCUCGUGGUGUAGGGCGUUUACCACCGGGACUCCACCUGCCCCCAGGUAUCACCACUCCGCUGUAGUGUACGGAAGCAGCAUGUUUGUAUUUGGUGGUUAUACAGGUGAUAUCUAUUCAAACUCCAACCUUAAAAACAAAAACGAUCUGUUCGAGUAUAAGUUUGCUACGGGCCAGUGGACGGAGUGGAAGGUGGAAGGAAGGUUAGUGGCGCGCUCCGCUCAUGGGGCCACAGUGUACAACGAUAAACUAUGGAUAUUUGCUGGUUAUGACGGAAAUGCGAGGCUGAAUGACAUGUGGACUAUCGGUCUUCAGGAUCGAGAGCAAGCUUGUUGGGAGGAGAUCGAGCAGAGCGGCGAGAUUCCACCGUCCUGCUGUAACUUCCCAGUGGCUGUGUGCCGGGACAAGAUGUUCGUCUUCUCUGGACAGAGUGGAGCUAAAAUCACCAACAACCUUUUCCAGUUUGAGUUUGAAGGUCACAUGUGGACCCGUAUCCCGACCGAGCAUUUGCUCAGAGGUUCCCCGCCUCCGCCACAGAGGCGCUACGGCCACACCAUGGUCGCGUUUGAUCGCCACCUCUAUGUGUUUGGUGGAGCGGCGGAUAACACGCUGCCCAACGAGCUGCACUGCUACGAUGUAGACUCUCAGACAUGGGAGGUGAUUCAGCCCAGCGCUGACAGCGAGAUGCCCAGCGGGAGACUGUUCCACGCUGCAGCGGUGAUCCACGAUGCCAUGUACAUUUUUGGAGGAACGGUCGAUAACAACAUACGCAGUGGAGAGAUGUACAGAUUUCAGUUUUCUUGUUAUCCGAAAUGCACCCUUCACGAAGACUACGGAAAGCUGUGGGAAAACAGACAGUUCUGCGACGUGGAGUUUAUCCUCGGAGAGCGGGAGGAGAGGGUUCUGGGCCAUAUCGCCAUAGUAACAGCACGAUGUCAGUGGCUGCGGAAGAAGAUUCUUCAGACCAGAGAUCGACAGAAACAAAGGAGUAAGCAGGAGGCCAGUGAAGAGAGCGAGGAGUCUGGGUCUGGUACAUUCAGACAGAAGGACAUCUCCAGCACUGCAAGGUCAACAGGAGGUCCUCCUCUGUUGGAGGUGUUCAUCAGAGAGGCUGAAGCUCAGCCGUUUGAGGUCCUGAUGCAGUUCCUGUACACGGACAAGAUCCAGUAUCCACGCAGAGGCCACGUCCAAGACGUCCUGCUGAUCAUGGACGUAUAUAAACUCGCCCUGAGUUUCAAGCUUUCUCGGCUGGAGCAGCUGUGUGUGCAGUACAUCGAGGCCUCGGUUGACCUGCAGAACGUCCUCAGCGUGUGUGAGAAUGCAAACAAACUGCAGCUCGACCAGCUCAAGGAGCACUGCCUUAACUUUGUGGUGAAGGAAACUCACUUUAAUCAGGUGAUUAUGACCAAGGAGUUUGAGCAUCUUUCCACUCCUCUCAUCGUGGAGAUUGUGAGACGCAAACAACAGCCACCUCCUAGAGUCUACUCUGACCAGCCGGUCGAUAUAGGUACAUCUCUGGUGCAGGACAUGAAAGCUUACCUGGAAGGGGCGGGGCUGGAAUUCUGUGACAUCAUCCUGCUGUUAGACGGCCAUCCUCGUCCAGCACAUAAAGCCAUUCUGGCAGCUCGCUCAAGCUAUUUUGAAGCGAUGUUCCGCUCGUUCAUGCCCGAGGAUGGACAGGUGAACAUCUCCAUAGGAGAAAUGGUGCCGAGCAAACAGGCCUUCGAGUCCAUGCUGCGCUACAUUUAUUACGGAGACGUCAACAUGCCUCCAGAGGACUCUCUGUACUUGUUUUCGGCUCCGUAUUAUUACGGCUUCUCCAACAACAGGCUGCAGGCGUACUGCAAGCAGAACCUGGAGAUGAACGUUACCGUAGAGAACGUCUUACAGAUCCUGGAGGCAGCAGAUAAGACUCAGGCUCUGGACAUGAAGAAACACUGUCUGCAUAUCAUAGUGCACCAGUUUAUCAAGGUGUCCAAGCUCCCCAACCUGCGAUCGCUCAGCCAGCCGCUGCUGUUGGACAUCAUAGAGUCUCUGGCAUCACACAUAUCAGAUAAACAGUGUGCCGAGAUGAGCUCCGAUAUAUAGGCAUGUCUCCUGGUCUCGUCUCCUGGUCUCGUCUCUUCUCACCUGUUUAUUUAUUCAUCUCAUGCAGCGUCUCUGCCGUGUCUCCCCUCCCCUUUCUCCACGCUUGUUCUUCCUACAGCCUGCUUCUCUUUCCUCUAACCACUGAAUCUGUGGGAAAUUCUGUGCAUGGUUUAAUCCCUAACACGUUCAUUCGCUAACCGGUUGAAAGUACCUCUGAGCGUGUCGCUUUAAUCCGUUAAAUAUACAUCACGUAGGGUUUCGUAGGAUAAAUCGUCCUACUAUAACUAUGACUCUCGUUAAACGACAGCAAUUCCGUAUUUAUCGAUAUUAACGGAUACGGAAGUGAGAAAAGCUUCCGUGUCCCGCCGCUGUCCCGAUUAAAUAGCCGUUAAGUGGAAUAAAACACUGCAUACACUUUGGGAUGGGCGUUGAUUAUUUUCCUGGAUCAAUACACACUAUAUGGCCAAUAUGUUGUAUCACACGUAUGUCAGUUCUUCUUUAAACUUUAACCGGAAACACGGUGGUCUAGAAUGUCUUUAUACGGUGUAGUGUUCAGUGGAACUAAGAGACAUGUUCUAGCACAAAACGCAGAGCUCCACGGAGACACGGUGUGGAUUUUAAGCUCGGAGUUGAAGAACCCGUGUGUCCUGAACAGAGCCCUGACUCUGACUCAACCCCACUGAACACCUUUGGGAUGAACUGGAACACCGAACCCUGACUAAACCCCAGACCUUCUCACCUGGUAUCAGUGUCUGAUCUCACUAACGCUCUUGUAGCUGAAUGAACACAAAUCCACACAGUCACACAAUCUCGAACAUCUAGUGGAAAACCUUCCCAGAAGAUUUCCAGAAGCACAUUAUAACUCAACCCCACUGAACACCUUUGUGAUGAACAGGAACAUUGUUCUCUAUGCUCAUGACAUCAUUGUCUGAUCUCACAAUGCUCUUUCCAACGCUCAUGUAAUCUCCAAAAUCUAAUGGAAAGCCUUUCUCCAGGAGAAUCGAGAGCUAUAUACUGUAUAACAUCAAGCACAUACAGGUGUGAUAGUCACGUGUGCACAUACUUUUGGCCAUAUAGUGUAUUUUACUUGCAUAUGAACAUCUAGUAAAUUUCCAUCGUUUGAUGAUUUGCAUAUCAGAUGCGAUUGGUCCGUAGUUCUGACAUCACUCUGACAUUUCAGAAAAUCGUACAAUGUUCCGUUCAACGAUCAGAGGCACUUCAAAACGAUUCAUCGCAAACGGAAAACAAAACACGAACCUUACAAUAAUUCAACUUACACGAACUAUUAUAACCGACUGUUCAGUAACAUCGUUAACGUCUCUUUCCACCGGUGCCGUUAUUAAUCGAUCCUACUAAGUGCUUUGAAUCUACAGUAUGAUAUUUUCUAUACUGCACUGUAAAUAUUAUAUACUGAAAUUUAUUUAUUCCUAAACUGUUCAGUUUAUUUUUUCACCUCCUUAUUGUCGGUUCUUUAAAUGUUUUCCGCUUGCAGUCAAAUGACUGGAACCUGAAUAAACAUGUACAGCUUCACACUCCUGGUAUCGUAUGAUUUAUAUAUUAACUGCAGAGACUAUCAGUGGACUUCUUACUUCUUACUUUAUCUGCAUUAAGUCUUCCUUAAUAAAAUGUUAAAACGA
This is a messenger RNA of Tachysurus vachellii, 4444 nucleotides long. It is a transcript of the gene lztr1, whose product is annotated as leucine zipper like post translational regulator 1. Lineage: Eukaryota; Metazoa; Chordata; Actinopteri; Siluriformes; Bagridae. Gene Ontology annotation, molecular function: protein binding. The record is from RefSeq and is a predicted model, not a curated record. Bases 441 to 2807 code for a protein of 788 amino acids. Gene Ontology annotation, cellular component: Golgi apparatus. The transcript is spliced from 20 exons.